Molecule: messenger RNA, 2100 nt
Organism: Lizanozyma spartinae
Lineage: Eukaryota; Fungi; Ascomycota; Pichiomycetes; Serinales; Debaryomycetaceae
Gene: MSI3
Product: adenyl-nucleotide exchange factor
Exons: 1
Coding region: 1-2100 (699 amino acids)
Biological process (GO): protein folding
Cellular component (GO): cytosol; nucleus
Molecular function (GO): ATP binding; ATP-dependent protein folding chaperone
Source: RefSeq, a predicted model, not a curated record
AUGUCUAUCUCAAUUCCAUUUGGUGUUGACUUGGGUAACAACAACACCGUCAUUGCCUGUGCUAGAAACAGAGGUAUUGACAUCAUUGUCAAUGAAGUUUCCAACCGUUCCACCCCUUCCUUAGUUGGGUUUGGUUUGAAAAACAGAUCUAUUGGUGAAGCUGGUAAGAAUCAACAAACUUCUAACUUAAAGAACACUGUUGAUAACUUGAAGAGAAUUUUGGGUUUGUCUUAUAAUGACCCAGACUUUGAAACUGAAAAGAAGCAUUUCACUGCUGCUCUUGUCGAGGGUAAAGAAGGUGAAGUUUCUGCUAAAGUUAGAUACUUGGGUGAACAACAAGAAUUCACUGCUUUACAAUUAACUGCUCUGUACCUUAACAAGAUUAAACAAAUCACUCAAAAGGAAACCAAAGGUAACAUUGUUGACAUUUGUUUGUCUGUCCCAGUCUGGUACACGGAAGUCCAAAGAAGAGCUGCAUCUGAUGCUUGUAAAAUUGCUGGCUUGAACCCAGUAAGAAUCGUCAAUGAAGUCACUGCUGCUGCUGUUGGUUACGGUGUUUUCAAGCAAAAUGACUUGCCAGAAGAUGCACCAAAGAAGGUUGCCUUUGUUGAUAUUGGUCAUUCUUCUUACCAAGUCUCCAUUGCUGCUGUCAAGAAGGGUGAAUUGAAGGUUUUGGGUUCUGCUUAUGACAAGCACUUUGGUGGUAGAGACUUUGACCUUGCUAUUGCUCAACACUUUGCUAAGGAAUUCUUGAGUAAGUACAAGAUUGAUAUCAACACCAACCCUAAAGCUUUCUACAGAGUUUUGACUGCUGCUGAAAAAUUGAAGAAGGUUUUAUCUGCCAACACUCAAGCUCCUUUCAACAUUGAAUCUCUUAUGAACGAUGUUGAUGUUUCUUCUUCCUUGACUAGAGAAGAAUUGGAAGAAAUGGUUCAACCUUUGUUGGCCCGUGUUCAUGUUCCAAUUGAACAAGCCUUAAAGACUGCCGGUUUGACUGCUGCUGAUAUCGACUCUAUUGAAGUCAUUGGUGGUUGUACCAGAGUUCCUUCUUUGAAGGCGAAGUUGGGUGAGCUUUUCAGCAAGCCUUUGAGUUUCACCUUGAACCAAGAUGAAGCCAUUGCUCGUGGUAAUGCCUUCAUCUGUGCUAUGCACUCUCCAACUUUGAGAGUCAGACCAUUCAAGUUUGAAGACUACAACCAAUUCUCUGUUUCCUACUUCUGGGAUAAGCAAAAUGAAGAUGAAGACCAUUUGGAAGUGUUCCCUCGUGGAGGCUACUAUCCAUCUACUAAGGUUAUUACUUUAUUCAGACAAGGAGACUUUGAAAUUGAAGCUAAAUAUUCCAAGCCAAGCGAAUUACCAAAGGGUACUCCUUUGGCUAUUGCCAAGUGGGAACUUAAGGGCGUUGUUCCAGAAAAGGGUGAAGAUACCAUUGCUACUAAGAUUAAGUUGAGAAAUGAUCCAUCUGGUUUCUACACUGUUGAAAGUGCUUACACUGUUGUCGAAAAGACUGUUAAGGAAUUGGUUGAACCAAAGGAAGGUGAAGAAGUUGCUGAAGAUGCUGAACCUGAAUACCGUGAAGUCAAGAAGUUGGUCAAGAAGAAUGACUUGGAAAUUUUAACUUUCAGUUCUUCUCUUGCUGAUGACGUUAGAAACAUUUUGAUUGAAAAGGAAAACACCAUGACCAUGGAAGAUAAGUUGGUUGCUGAAACUGAAGACCGUAAGAAUGCUUUGGAAGAAUACAUUUACGAUUUGAGAGGUAAGUUGGAAGCUCAAUACGCUGACUUUGCCAGUGAAGAAGAAAAGACCAAGUUAACUGGUAUGUUGCAAAAGACCGAAGACUGGCUUUAUGAUGAUGGAUAUGAAUCCACCAAGGCUAAGUACAUUGCAAGAUACGAAGAAUUGGCUGCUUUGGGUAACUUGAUCCGUGGUCGUUACUUGGCAAAGGAAGAAGAAAAGAAGCAAGCUAUAAGAGAAAAGCAAGAAGCAAAGAACAUGGCUGAAUUGGCUGCUAAAUUGAAUGCUCAAAGAAAGGGUGAUGCUCCUGCUGAUUCUGAAUCCACCCCUGCUACUGAUGAUGGGGACAUAGAAAUGACUCAAUAA